AUGCUAUUUCUUUCUUUUUUUUCAUCUCUCCUUUUCUACCUCUUUUAUUUAUGCUAUUUCUUUCUUUUUUUUCAUCUCUCCUUUUCUACCUCUUUUAUUUAUGCUAUUUCUUUCUUUUUUCUCAUCUCUCCUUUUCUACCUCUUUUAUUUAUACUAUUUCUUUCUUUUUUUUUAUCUCUCCUUUUCUACUUCUUUUAUUUAUACUAUUUCUUUCUUUCUUUUCUUACUUUUCAUUUUUCUAUGAAUUCAUUUUUUGCUUAUCUCCCACCAGAAUAUAGAAAGAAUUUUUCAUAUGCUGAUCCUUCCUUUUUUAAUUCUUUUGUCUCAUCUUCUGAAUUCCUUCUCCUUUAUGGCACUUUCUCCUUCUUCAUUUCGUUUAUUAUUGUUUUGAAUUUUUCUUUUUUUUAUUUUCAUUUUUCUAUUAGUGUUCGUCUUUUACUUUUAAUCUCAAAAUCUGUUUUUAAACUUUCCCCUCUUCCCUGUUCUUUCUUUAAUCUUUCUUUUCUCUCUUUUUCACCAUUUCAUCCAUUAUUUUCACCUCCUUCUUGUUUUUCCUUCUCCUUUCUUUUCUCUCUCUCUUUCACCAUUUCUUCCAUUAUUUUCACCUCCUUCUUGUUUUUCCUUCUUCUCCUUUCUUUUCCCUCUCUUUCAUCAUUUCUUCUAUUAUUUUCUUCUCUUUCUUUUUUCUUCUUCUCCUUUCUUUUCUAUCUCAAUAUUUCUUCUAUUACAUUCACCUCCUUGUUUUUUUAUCUUCUCCUUUCUUUUCUCUCUCUCUUUCACCAUUUCUUCUUUUACUUUCACCUCACCACAUCUUGUUUUUCCUUCUUCUUCUUUCUUUUCUCUUUCAUCAUUUAUUCUAUUAGCUUCUCCUUUUUUUUUUCUUUUUCACUUUUCUGUCAUUCCACUCUUCUUUGUCAUUCCUUUAUUUCCAAGCAAUUUCUUUAUUUUUUCAUUUCUUCCUCUUUUCAUUUAGCCAAAAUCUAA
Molecule: messenger RNA, 984 nt
Organism: Acanthosepion pharaonis
Lineage: Eukaryota; Metazoa; Mollusca; Cephalopoda; Sepiida; Sepiidae
Source: the annotation of a GenBank genome assembly